Messenger RNA from Aspergillus alliaceus, 1224 nucleotides. Its product is annotated as glycoside hydrolase family 71 protein. Gene Ontology annotation, biological process: mating projection tip cell wall disassembly. The coding region runs from base 1 to 1224 and encodes 407 amino acids. NCBI's taxonomy places the organism in Eukaryota, Fungi, Ascomycota, Eurotiomycetes, Eurotiales, Aspergillaceae. Gene Ontology annotation, molecular function: glucan endo-1,3-alpha-glucosidase activity. The record is from RefSeq and is a predicted model, not a curated record. The transcript has a single exon.
AUGGCCCAUAACGAGAUAUUGAAGGAUUCACUAGAAAAGGCAUUCGCGACAGCUAAAGACCUCGACUUCAAACUCUUCUUCUCAUUCGAUUAUGCCGGCAACGGCAGCUGGCCCAUGGAAGAUACCAUCGAUCUCAUGAACCAGUACAAGAACCACCCCGCAUACUACAAGUAUGAGUCCAAACCAUUCAUGUCCACCUUCGAGGGCGCAACAAGUCCCGACUGGCCCGAGAUCAAGAAGAAUACCGACUCCUUCUUCAUCCCCGACUUCUCGUCGAUCGGCCCCGAAGCUGCCGCCAACAAAAGCUACGUCGAUGGCCUGUUCAGCUGGGCCGCCUGGCCAAAUGGCCCCACGCGCCUGAACACUUCAUCAGAUGAUGCCUACAGGCAUGCACUAGAUGGCCGCCCCUACAUGAUGCCGGUGUCACCCUGGUUCUACACCAAUAUGCCGGGCUUCGGCAAGAACUGGGUGUGGCGCGGUGACAAUCUGUGGUAUGAUCGUUGGCAAGAGGUGAUAUCUUUCCAGCCGGAGUUUGUCGAGAUCAUUUCGUGGAAUGACUACGGCGAGUCGCACUAUAUUGGUCCCCUACAUCCCAAGGGCCCUGUGUAUGAGGCUUUUGAUCGUGGAGAGGCUCCGUUCAACUACGUGAUUAACAUGCCGCAUGAUGGCUGGCGCACAUUCUUGCCGUUCGUGGUGGCUCAGUAUAAGAAUCCCAACGCGACUAUUCCUGUCGAAAAGGAGAAUGUUGUUUCGUGGUAUCGUCUGCAUCCUAACUCUGUCUGCACUACCGGGGGAACUACUGGGAACUCUGAAUCUCAGGGACAAAUCGAGUAUAAGCCUUCGGAGAUUGUCGAGGACCGUAUCAUGUACUCGGCUCUUCUCAACUCCACGGCCGAUGUUACGGUCACGAUCGGAGGCGACAAGGUGGCUGGGAAAUGGCAGCAUGUUCCCAAGGACGGAAAGGGUAUUUACCAUGGCUACGUCCCGUUUACUAAGGUUGGCGAGGUGGAGGUGACCAUAACCAGGGGUGAUAAGAAGGUAGCUGGUAUAACUGGGCAAGCUAUCACCUCCGAAUGUCCUAGCGAAGAGAAGGGGCUCCAGAAUUAUAAUGCUUGGGUGGGUACCUCGGGUGGAGAUCGCACGAUGUUUGCCUCAAUGGGCAUGCGUAUUUUCUCGUUGGGCGUGGUCAUGUUUACUUUGGCAGGAGAGUUAAAUGUUUUGUAA